This is a messenger RNA of Nothobranchius furzeri (turquoise killifish), 5686 nucleotides long. The record is from RefSeq and is a predicted model, not a curated record. NCBI's taxonomy places the organism in Eukaryota, Metazoa, Chordata, Actinopteri, Cyprinodontiformes, Nothobranchiidae.
CAGAAGACUCCAUUACCCAGCAAGCACUGCGCCCCAAUUAGAAGCGUCAACGAUCCAGUGAACACAGCGGAGCAGACCAAAAUCCCAAACAAGGAAAUGUCGUCUUUAUGGGUUAACAUGGAUUACGACUUCAAAACAAAGCUGGCAGCCGAGCGGGAGAGAGUAGAAGAUCUGUUCGAAUAUGAAGGUUGCAAAGUGGGUCGAGGCACCUACGGACACGUUUAUAAAGCUAAGCGCAAAGACAGGAAAGAUGAGAAGGAGUAUGCACUGAAACAAAUAGAGGGCACUGGAAUAUCGAUGUCUGCCUGCAGGGAAAUCGCUCUGUUACGAGAACUGAAGCAUUCCAACGUGAUUGCUCUUCAGAAGGUCUUCCUGUCCCACAGCGACAGGAAGGUGUGGCUCCUCUUUGAUUACGCUGAACACGAUCUGUGGCACAUCAUUAAAUUUCACCGUGCCUCCAAGGCCAACAAGAAGCCCGUGCAGCUGCCUCGAGGCAUGGUGAAGUCUCUGCUGUACCAGAUCCUGGACGGCAUCCAUUACCUUCAUGCCAACUGGGUGCUCCACAGGGACCUGAAACCAGCGAACAUCCUGGUGAUGGGCGAAGGUCCGGAACGGGGAAGAGUUAAAAUUGCUGACAUGGGCUUUGCCAGACUGUUCAACUCCCCCCUGAAGCCGCUGGCAGACCUUGAUCCUGUGGUGGUGACAUUCUGGUACCGGGCUCCUGAGCUGCUACUUGGGGCCCGGCACUACACCAAAGCUAUAGAUAUUUGGGCAAUUGGCUGCAUCUUUGCAGAGCUCCUAACAUCAGAGCCCAUCUUUCACUGUCGCCAGGAGGACAUCAAGACCAGUAACCCCUUCCAUCAUGACCAGUUAGACCGAAUAUUCAGCGUCAUGGGUUUUCCUGCAGACAAAGACUGGGAGGACAUAAGGAAGAUGCCCGAGUACCCCACCCUGCAAAAAGACUUCAGGAGGACAACGUAUGCAAACAGCAGCUUGAUCAAGUACAUGGAGAAGCACAAAGUCAAGCCUGACAGCAAAGUUUUUCUGUUGCUUCAGAAACUCCUCACCAUGGACCCGACAAAGAGAAUCACCUCAGAACAGGCAUUGCAGGACCUCUACUUCCUGGAAGAGCCCCUACCAACCACAGAUGUGUUUGCUGGCUGUCAGAUCCCCUACCCGAAGAGAGAGUUUCUUAAUGAAGACGAGCCGGAGGAGAAGACAGAAAAGGGCUGGAGGACCCGUGAAAGCACCAGACACAGUAAGACGCUUUAAAGUUUUUAUUUGAGAACACACAGGGGAGUGUUACCAGUCUGUAGGAAGGGCAGAAGCAGAAGGCUUGGUCAGGAGGGGAAAUCCAGAGGCAGAGUCCAUGUAACAGAUCCAAGGUCAGGAGUCCAGAAGAUCAGAAACUAUGAGAUAAUCCAGUCAGGGAGCAGGCAGGUGGCAAGGUCGAGGUUCAGAAGCAAGGUCAGGAACUGGAGGUGUAGGCAGGGUUUUAGAAUGCUGGAGAAUCUACUAGCAAAUGCUCUCAAAAAUCUGGCACUGGCUUGGUGUUUUUCCCUGAUGUUAUAUAGAGGUGGUUGCAGGUGGAGCUGAUGAGUUAAUGUGAGACCCGUGGUUUGAAUCAGGUAGAUGAUGAGCUGGUUGUGGUUGCUGGGGAAACCGGGCCUGGCUGGAGCGGUGGCCUGACAUUCUGCUCUCCCCACCUAUUCCACCUUCCUCAGGAUCCACUGAUUUCCCUCUUUCCUGUUCACUCGCUCUCUUUCUUAACAUUUUUAAUCACAAUUGCCUAUUUUUGCUCAUUUUAAAUAUAUUUUUAAACAUUUUCUAAAUUCUUUUUUAUUAUUUUUACAUUUUUUGUUUUUGUGAAGCGCCUCGUGUGAUUUUUAUCUUGAGAGGCGCUAUAGAAAUGAUACUUUCUUCUUCUUCUUCUUCUUCUUCUUCUUCUUCUAGUGUGUAAACAAUGAACAGGAAAUAAUCUAGCACAGUUAGCUUAUGUUGUUCAAUGUAAAUGUCAUUUUCCACAGCAUCAAUUGAAUUAGGGACACCUCGCUGGCAUGGCCCCCAAAUGCUUUGAUACGGCCCUGGGUGGGUCGGAGUUUUAAAGGUGAUCUGAAUUGUAUGGAAUAUAUGAAUAUUAUGAGCUCACAAAUGAUAUUUACUUUAUAACGUUAAAACAUGUAAUGGGAUAAAUAAAUCCACCUACGUUGUCCUGUCUGUCUCUGGUCCUGCAUCUGCCUGGCCGCGGCCGUGGAGCACGGAUGAUGAGCGCAGCAGAGAUGCACGUCAGCCACCAACAAAAGACAGAAAGUACCGAAGCAGUUAUGAAUGAUCGUGUGUUAAACAUAUUUUGGUGGCGCCGCUUUGAGGAUGUUACUGUGGCCGAGCGCAAGAGGCUGAUGCUGAUGGAGCGCAUGAGCGCUCUGCCUCGGUUCAUCUUCUCCGCUCAGAAGAAUCCUCGAUGCUGAGUCCAUAAUAUGGGUAGAAACCAUCUUGUUUCAGGCUCAGUAAAUGAUGGUUAGCAAUAUUGUCCAGGAGGAAAUAUGGAGCCAUUUUGGAGAAUGGUGGCUCCGGGUUGGAGAGAUGGUCAAAUUAAUUGCGUCAUUUACUUUUAACACGUUAAAAUAACAAAAUUAACGCUAAUAAUUAAUGCGCUAAUUUUCCUGGCCCUAUUAUUAACCAAUCCUGGUUCUCAAGAUCUCCUAUCCAGCUUGUUUUAUAUCUCACCCUGCUGAUUCAGUGGCUACUACUACUACUACUCAGGCUCCGCAGAACACCACUAAUCACCACUGAUUCAAAUCAGGCGUGUGGAAACAGGGAAACUUCUAUAAGGCCUAGUCCACACGUAGCUGGUUUUUUUUAAAAACGAAUAUCCGCCCCUCCAGAAACUUGCAUCCACACCACCUCGUUUUAAAAACAAACUCUGUCCACACGUACCCGGAUAAAUACGUUGUUAAGGACAUGCCAGACCUAUAGGCGGCAGUACUUCCCCCGUUCUUAACCUCGUCCUUCGUCUGUGGUCUUCCGCAAGGAGCAGUAAUUCCUCUUGCAAAAACAAACAAGCAGAAAGCGCUUGGACUAUUGAUAAAGCGAGCGCAGCUCUGAGGGCAUCCAUGCUGUCGGCUAGUGUAAACACAGGUCGCACACGUGAUGUCAGCAUUUUUUGUCGCGGAAAGUGACGUUGCGGACCUUAAAACUCCGGUUUUGUCCGUCCACACGCAGACACCCAAAACGGAGAAAACGCAGAUCUUCACUUUGGCCGGAGUUUUUAAAAAGAUCCAUUUUCGUGUGAAAAACUCCGUUUUCGUGUGGAUGACAGGCCAAAACGUAGAAAAAUAUCUACGUUUUGGCAGAUCCCCGGCUACGUGUGGACAGGGCCUAAGAUGCUGGGUAGGAGAUCUCGAGGACCAGGAUUGGACACGGAAAAAAUUUUUGUGAAUUAAUUUGCAAUUAGAUUAUUUUCCUAAAUCGUUCAGCCCCAGUCAUGAUCACGUGUGGAAUGUCCGCCGGGCUCCGGCUGCUGACGAUACUCAGUUAUUUUUAUCCACUAACCCUGAUGAACCUGAUCGGUUAGUUAGAGAACAGGCUUGUUGGCUGACUGAACUUUCUGCUUUUUGAUUGAGAACUUAAACUUUCAAACUUGGGUCAGACCCAAACGUGGACGUUCUGAGGCUGAAUGAUGAAGGUGUACAGUUAGCUUUAGUAACACUUGAGUGCCCAUGAUGUAUCCUGACAGAAUCUGUGUUACAGCGGAACAAAGGAAAGGACGAGGAACACUAGCUGGUCCCAGGAUGAUGACAGCAUAAUCAUCUAGGACGGGGUUAUUCAGUUCUGGGCCUCGAUCCAGCAUGUUGUGGUUUUAACUCUGUUUCAACACACCUGAUUUUAAUCAGCAGGCUUCUGCAGAGCCUGAUGAGCUGCUGCACAGGUGAUCCAACCACUGAGUCAGGUGUGUUGGAGCAGAGGAACCACUAAACAUGCCCUCCAGGCCUGGAAUUGAAUACCCCUGAUCUUGGAAGAUAGAAGAGGAGUUGAUGGGAAAUGAGUGGACUGAGGUUGGAGUGGUGAAAAGGUGAGCGGAUCCUCCUCAGAACACUCUGGGUCUGCAGUACACCAUUGGUCACGUCUUCCUCUGUCCUCACUGGCUGUGAUGCACUUGGAUGUAAUCAUCCGCCCUCUGUUUUAACGAAGGUCACAGCUGCUCCUAAACAUUGUGCUCUAGUUACGCGAUGCAGGGGCUUUAGCACACCAGACAGGUGUGGACACCUGUUGGUGUGAAACAGCAGAUGCAAUGAUGAUCGGUUCCCUUCAGCAGUGCUGAUUCUGAGGACUGUGCAGCCCAUAAUAGUCUGUCUCUUAGCAUCCCGCUCAGUUAUUUUUACGGUGGAAUAAAUCACUAAAUGGAUUCAGCUGUGACUUUGCCUGAGGCAGGGACACACUGUCCAUGUGGGGACGACGCUGACCUUCAUGGGUUCUGUCUCACAUGGUUGCAUUUUCAGCCUGUCGUGACCAUGAGGGGCGACAGUGGCACUGAGGUUAGGGGUUCACACAUAACACAUGGGUUGCUGGUUCAAAUCCAGUCUCCAUCAGUGUUAGUCAGAGGUCGCACUAGACAUUUUUGUUGUCCGUCAGUUUGACCGACAGGGUUUAAAGAACUGUCAUGAUCUUUUUUUCCGUCACUUUCAUUUCUGGAAAAACAAGUUAACAUUCAAUAACGUUUAAUUUUCAUUCAUUUUAGUUCAUAUUUAAUACAAAUGAGCUGACCUGAGUGCCCCAGUAAUGUAUGAACAAUGCAGGAAAAGACGUGAACUGGUCACCUGCUUGUGCGUAGUCAAAUGUCUUAACGGGGCUUCCUGGAGAGGCGGUAAUCAGGAGGUUCUGGACUUUUGCGUCAGCCAGACUUGUGGCUGUUUUAAAGUUGUUCUGGAUGAGUCUGUGCUCCACUGCCACACUGGAUAUGGGAGUAACAAGCGCUACUUCAGCCUAAGUUUUAAAAUCACUUCUGCCACACUGCCAAAUCAGUCAAUCAAAUCAAAGAUACUUUAUUAAUCCCAGAGGGAAAUUAGAGUUUCAGUUCACACAAUUCAGAGAUCACACAUACAUAGGCAAAGACACAUGACAAGAAUUGGUGACUGUGGUCAUUCGCAACCCUGAGUCACGCUGCCUUAAUAGAGAUAAGAGGGUUACAUGAGGAUUGGUUCAGGUGGAGGGAAAAAAGGCACUUCAGAGUUACCCUCCCACCAGGAGGGCAGCUUUGCUCUGAAAAAAAAAAACACCUCAGACAGAGAUGCAACAGACUUCAGACAUUACACAACAUAAGUGUCCACUAGGUGGGGUGGUGGGUUGGGACUAUCCCCACUUCAGCUCCUGCAGCCACGAUAAGCAGCGCAUGUCACCUCAGUGUGGAUAAAGGGGAGGAGCAUUGAGGGUUGGAGAUUUGCAGUGACCCUGGAACGUUUCAUCGGCCUUCCUGCAGUCCCGCCCAGGCUGGGAAAGGAGACAGAGUUGAGUUGCCAUAGCGACGGCACAUUCCACAUAUCUUCUGAGGGGGGGUUUUCGUUGGAGCCUUGCAGGCUCAAGGGCGCCAGAUUCCGAUUAGAAAUUGUUUUGGGGCCAGACAGAGAUAAUUUCCUCUCUGUCUUACAGUUUGUUGUUGAUCCUCACCUCUCCGAAUCCCAAUAGUAAU